CCAUGGGUUUUAACCUAAAUCUUAAUGGAUCUUAUUAAAAUCCAUAGUUAAUAUUGCUCAAAACAAACAUUACCUAGUUCAUUAUUGAAUGGAAUCGUAUUUCAGAUUUCGACAGUGGUCUCCAUGUCACCAUCAUCACCACUGCCACCGUCAAAACAACCACCACCACCAGUUCUGCUCCCUACAUAAUCACCACCACCACCACCACCACCACCACCACCACCACCACCACCAUCAUCAUCAUCAUCAUCACCACCACCACCACUGUAAUUACUACUCCAUUGUUUGCCCUAAGCACGUUCCCCUUCCUCUGCGUAAUACUCCAUUGCAAAAGGACUUGGACUUUCAGGCUGAUGGUCACAAUCAAACUUCUGCCUCCUUGAAUCAGGUGUUGCAAGAGCCAGAGCAUGACGAAUUAGAAGAUGAGGAGGACGACGACCCGGUUUUUGUUCUAACUGAUGAAUGGAGGGAAUUCUUUGCUAAAUCUGAAGCUAAGAGAAAACUAGCGAAGCAGAAUGCUAAGAAAAAGGACAAACACUAGCACAAGUUGGCACUGCUCUUCAGCUUUUGAUUUUCUAAUGCUCCUUGAUACCUGAGGUCUUGGUUGAAGUGAUUAGGCUUCAUUAUUCCUCAUUCUCAUGCUUCACUCAGGUUUUUCUUGUUGGCAAGAUGUCUACUGAGUCUGGGUCUCUGUCAUGAUAUAGUGGAAAGCUCACCUGCCUUUUAGGUGGCUGAAUGAUGCAUGGAAGCAUUAGAUUCAGCUAGCAACUCGUCAACCUCAGUCUAUUUAAUUCAACUCAUCCAUCCCAAACCAAUGGGUCUGGUUAUAUGAAUCACUUUACAUGGUUUAUAGCUAAAUUUUUUUACAAGUGUUAAUGAUGCUAAAAUCUCUUUUACCACUUCCAAGUGUAUUAUCUUUAGUACUCUUUUACUUGUGUAGCUGAAUAUGCUGUCUUCAGGCUUGACAUAAUUUACGAAUGCAAAAGGUAACUUGUCUCUAA
This is a messenger RNA of Ricinus communis (castor bean), 1001 nucleotides long. Its product is annotated as transcription factor MafB. Lineage: Eukaryota; Viridiplantae; Streptophyta; Magnoliopsida; Malpighiales; Euphorbiaceae. The transcript has 3 exons. The record is from RefSeq and is a predicted model, not a curated record. The coding region runs from base 89 to 541 and encodes 150 amino acids.